Messenger RNA from Cercocebus atys (sooty mangabey), 3498 nucleotides. RefSeq names its product scinderin (gene SCIN). Gene Ontology annotation, cellular component: cytoplasm; actin cytoskeleton. Gene Ontology annotation, molecular function: phosphatidylinositol-4,5-bisphosphate binding; actin filament binding. Gene Ontology annotation, biological process: barbed-end actin filament capping; actin polymerization or depolymerization; actin filament severing. The record is from RefSeq and is a predicted model, not a curated record. The transcript has 16 exons. NCBI's taxonomy places the organism in Eukaryota, Metazoa, Chordata, Mammalia, Primates, Cercopithecidae. Bases 1061 to 3274 code for a protein of 737 amino acids.
CACCUUGAAACUAGGUAACAGGUAACCCAGAAGACUGGCCAAGCAUAAAAUUACAGCCACAAACAGCCCUGCAGAGAACAUCUCAGGAGGGCGGCUGCUGGGUUUUUGUUGUUUUGUUGUUGUUUUCAUCUUUCUUGGCCAAAGGAAGCAGGUGGUAAGAGAACUCAACCACAGCUCCUGAACUCCUUGAGAUUUACAGAGCUCUGUCACCUGGGGUAAGACUGUCAUUCUUCCAGGUUUUCUUCCUGUCCAAGAAAACGGACAUGGUGUUUUUCAUGGUAUUUUCAAACUGGAAGAUCAAGACAGAAACUUUGGUCAUCAGGAAUGGAGAGAUUGCCCAAUGAAAUGACAGAAUUGAUCAUUAGGAUGUUUGUUACUCAAAAAGCCAAUUUUUUAAAGAAGGAUGCAUUAAAAUAAUUCAACAUGCUAAUAUGGCACACUCCUCUGCUGCCUAACGGCAAGUGUUGCUAUUAGCAGAGGAAGAUUUGUUCUAGGAAAGAAGUAUUCUAGAGGGCCAGAAAGAACAGGUAUUGCUCCACCCGGGUAAACGCUGACUCAACUCUGUAGGGCUGGCACGCUCUUUCCUCACCUCACCCCUCCUGCCAAGAACAACUGAGAUCCAGAAAUAACAGAAUUAGCGAGAGAAGGGGAAAUAUGCAGGACGGUGAUGAUGAGUAUGCACGAGGGAGUGCCAGGCAGUUUUAAUCGUUAAUGUUCUCCGUCUAUUGCUAGAGAAAAUGUCUUUCCUUGGAGGAGGCAUUGGCACGAGUUACUAUAAACUCCCUCUGAAUCUCAACACUUCUGGGACGCCGAUUCUGCUCCUGGCCUGGGGCAGGGCGUGGGAGCUUGGAAGCCAGCGCUGCGCUCCCCGUGGGAAGCGAUCGCCUACUCCAUCAACUCGCGCCCGGGCACUUAUCCCCUCCCGUUUCAGGGCGCCGCCUCCCCGGAUGGCAAACCCUAUAAAGUGGCGGCGAAUAAGGUUCCUCCUGCUGCUCUGGGUUUAGUCCAGCUACAAGGUCAGCGAGAUCCCGCGCCCCCCGGAGCAUCGCGUGCAGGAGCCAUGGCACAGGAGCUAUACCACGAGGAGUUCGCCCGGGCUGGCAAGCAGGCGGGACUGCAGGUCUGGAGGAUUGAGAAGCUGGAGCUGGUGCCCGUGCCCCAGAGCGCUCACGGAGACUUCUACGUCGGGGAUGCCUACCUGGUGCUGCAUACGGCCAAGACUAGCCGAGGCUUCACCUACCGCCUGCACUUCUGGCUCGGAAAGGAGUGUUCCCAGGAUGAAAGCACAGCUGCUGCCAUCUUCACUGUUCAGAUGGAUGACUAUUUGGGUGGCAAACCAGUGCAGAAUAGAGAACUUCAAGGAUAUGAGUCUACUGACUUUGUUAGCUAUUUCAAAGACGGUCUGAAAUACAAGGCUGGAGGCGUGGCAUCUGGAUUAAACCACGUUCUUACAAACGACCUGACAGCCAAGAGGCUCCUACAUGUGAAGGGUCGUAGAGUGGUGAGAGCCACAGAAGUUCCCCUUAGCUGGGACAGUUUCAACAAGGGUGACUGCUUCAUCAUUGACCUUGGCACUAAAAUUUAUCAGUGGUGUGGUUCCUCAUGCAACAAAUAUGAACGUCUGAAGGCAAACCAGGUAGCUACUGGCAUUCGUUACAAUGAAAGGAAAGGAAGGUCUGAACUAAUUGUCGUGGAAGAAGGAAGUGAACCCUCAGAACUUAUAAAGGUCUUAGGAGGAAAGCCGGAGCUUCCAGAUGGAGGUGAUGAUGAUGACAUUAUAGCAGACAUAAGUAACAGGAAAAUGGCUAAACUAUACAUGGUGAGUUCACUGUGGGCUCAUGAAAGUCGACCCUGGUGUGGCAGAAGAAAACCCCGCCCCCCCUUCCGAUGCAAUGGCUGCCCUUCCGAAGACUGCAUCUAUUGGAUCACCGGGCCCAUUCACAUUCGCUAUGGGGGGGUGAAUUCCAUUGGCGGGAUAACUGGGUAUCGAUUUCUCUUUAAUUUACCUUGUAUUUUAGGUAAAGAUGCUAAUCCCCAGGAGAGGAAGGCUGCAAUGAAGACAGCUGAAGAAUUUCUACAGCAAAUGAAUUAUUCCAAGAAUACCCAAAUUCAAGUUCUUCCAGAAGGAGGUGAAACACCAAUCUUCAAACAGUUUUUUAAGGACUGGAGAGAUAAAGAUCAGAGUGAUGGCUUCGGGAAAGUAUAUGUCACAGAGAAAGUGGCUCAAAUAAAACAAAUUCCCUUUGAUGCCUCAAAAUUACAUAGUUCUCCACAGAUGGCAGCCCAGCACAAUAUGGUGGAUGAUGGUUCUGGCAAAGUGGAGAUUUGGCGUGUAGAAAACAAUGGUAGGAUCCAAGUUGACCAAAACUCAUAUGGUGAAUUCUAUGGUGGUGACUGCUACAUCAUACUCUACACCUAUCCCAGAGGACAAAUUAUCUACACGUGGCAAGGAGCAAAUGCCACACGAGAUGAGCUGACAACAUCUGCGUUCCUGACUGUUCAGUUGGAUCGGUCCCUCGGAGGACAGGCUGUGCAGAUCCGAGUCUCCCAAGGCAAAGAGCCUAUUCACCUGCUGAGUUUGUUCAAAGACAAACCGCUCAUUAUUUACAAGAAUGGAACAUCAAAGAAAGGAGGUCAGGCACCUGCUCCCCCUACACGCCUCUUUCAAGUCCGGAGAAACCUGGCAUCUAUCACCAGAAUUGUGGAGGUUGAUGUUGAUGCACAUUCACUGAAUUCUAACGAUGUUUUUGUCCUGAAACUGCCACAAAAUAGUGGCUACAUCUGGAUAGGAAAAGGUGCUAGCCAGGAGGAGGAGAAAGGAGCAGAGUAUGUAGCAAGUGUCCUCAAGUGCAAAACCUUACGGAUCCAAGAAGGCGAGGAGCCAGAGGAGUUUUGGAGUUCCCUUGGAGGGAAAGAAGACUACCAGACCUCACCACUACUGGAGACCCAGGCUGAAGACCAUCCACCUCGGCUUUAUGGCUGCUCUAACAAAACUGGAAGAUUCAUUAUUGAAGAGGUUCCAGGAGAGUUCACCCAGGAUGAUUUAGCAGAAGAUGAUGUUAUGUUACUAGACGCUUGGGAACAGAUAUUUAUUUGGAUUGGCAAAGAUGCUAAUGAAGUUGAGAAAAAAGAAUCUCUGAAGUCUGCCAAAAUGUACCUUGAGACAGACCCUUCUGGAAGAGACAAGAGGACACCAAUUGUCAUCAUAAAACAAGGCCAUGAGCCACCCACAUUCACAGGCUGGUUCCUGGGCUGGGAUUCCAGCAAGUGGUAAACUGGUGUUUGUAAAAAGCAAACAAACAUUACAAGGCAGUUAUCUCAUUGCUCUUUUGGGAGAGGAACAGGAAAAGCUUUUUGUUUAUUUGUCUUUAGAAAAUUAAGGCCGGGUGCAGUGACUCACACCUGUAAUCCCAGCACUUUCGGAGGCUGAGGCAGUCAGAUCAUUUGGGGUCAGGAUUUCGAGACCAGCCUGGCCACCAUGGCAAAACCCCGUGUCUA